AUCCAGCGAAGAAGCGUCACCGGAAGUGCGUGUGCUUCCUGUGGCUAACAUGCUAACGUGUCCGUGUCUCGAGCGGUCCCGUCAGGUCCAAUGGGAGUGAAGCAGCAGAGCCUGCACGUGAGGACACACCUGAGGAAGAGGAAACUUUCGGAAAGUUUCCCCGCAGACACAGAUAGAGACAAAGAGACUUUGUGACGUAGGAACAGCUGAUCGCUUUGUCUCAACAUGAGCUACAAGCUACGGAAGUUAGCUCAGCCUGCUAACCGGAAGUAGCCUGCUGGACGUCAGUUUGUGUCCAACUGUCCAAAUGUCUCAGAAAGUCCAGGAAGACGUCCAGCAGCUGGUGGUGACCAAAGAAGAAGAUGACCCCGUCAGUCUGGACCAGGACGACCCACCAAAGCUGCUCCACAUUAAAGAAGAACAGGAGGACUUCUGGACCAGCAGAGAGCAGCUUCAAGGCCUGGACCAGGCUGAUAUCAAGUUCACGUUCUUUCCUGUCGCUGUGAAGAGUGAAGAAGAUGAAGAAGAAGAAGAUGAAGAGAAACCUCAGUCCUCACAGCUUCAUCAGAGACAAACUGAAGACAUGAAACCAGGAGCUGAUGAAGAGGACUGUGGAGGACCAGAACCAGACAGAGACUCAGAUCUACAUUUACAACCAGACAUAGAUGUUAAGACGUCGCACAGCUCUGAACCUGAGAGUGACGACAGCUGGGAUUGGGAGGACACCAGAGAACCUCCAUCAGGUUUGAACUCUCCUCAGAACAAUGAAGAACCUGGAGGAGAUCUGGACUGUAACACUGUAAAAACAUCUAGACGCUUUGAACACGACGGACAUCUGCAGAAACACGAGUUGGUCCAAAUGGGAGAGAAACCCUUCAAAUGCUCAGUUUGUGGUAAAAGAUACUCGAGAGAGGAGUCGUACACGGCUCACAUGAAGCUUCACUCGGAGGGAAAACAUUUCAGCUGCUCGUUCUGUAAGAAAACGUUCCAGCAGAGAGGAAACGUGGUGACGCACAUGAGGAUCCACACGGGAGAGAAACCCUUCAGCUGCCCUUUCUGUGACAGGAAGUUUGCUCGAAGCUCGACGCUGACGUCACACAUGAGAGUCCACACGGGGGAGAAACCGUUCAGCUGCUCAGUGUGUAAAGCCAGCUUCAGCGUUGGCGGGAAACUGUCCGAACACAUGAGAAUCCACACCGGAGAGAAACCCUUCAGCUGCUCCGAGUGCGGGAAAACGUUCGCACGGCGGGAACACCUGACCCAACACCUGAGCGUCCACACGGGGAAGAAACCGUUCAGCUGCUCGGUUUGUAAUAAAGCGUUUCGAGAUCGGGGAACUCUGACGCGACACAUGAGCGUCCACACCGGAGAGAAACCGUUCAGCUGCUCAGUGUGCGGGAAGGCGUUUCGAGAAAAAGGAAAUCUGACGCGGCACACGAGAAUCCACACCGGAGAGAAACCGUUCAGCUGCUCAGCAUGCGACAGGAGAUUCACUCAGCUUCAUAUUCUGAAGAAACACAAGUGUGCUGCACAGAGCAGUGCGAGCACACACGCUUUUAUUUUGAAAAUCAGCAUGGAAGCGGUGCCGCGAGCAGUUCCGGUGUGCUACAGUGUUGGUCAGAGCAUGGAGCCGGUCCAGAUGUGUGAGCCGGUCCAGAUGUGUGAGUCGGUCCGGAUGUGUGAGUCGGUCCGGAUGUGUGAGCCGGUCCGGAUGUGUGAGUCGGUCCGGAUGUGUGAGCCGGUCCAGAUGUUGAGGUGUUUCGUCAGUCAGCGGCUCAGCGCAGCAGUUGCAGAGAUCAGCGAAAUGUUCGAGAAGACCAUCAGAGCGCACGAGACUCACACUGCAGACGUCCAGCAGCUGGUGGUGACCAAAGAAGAAGAUGACCCUGUCAGUCCGGACCAGGACGACCCACCAGAACCCUCACAUAUUAAAGAAGAACAGGAGGACUUCUGGACCAGCAGAGCGCAGCUUCAAGGCCUGGACCAGGCUGAUAUCAAGUUCACGUUCUUUCCUGUCGCUGUGAAGAGUGAAGAAGAUGAUGAAGAAGAUGAUGAAGAGAAACCUCAGUCCUCACAGCUUCAUCAGAGACAAACUGAAGACAUGAAACCAGAAGCUGAUGGAGAGGACUGUGGAGGACCAGAACCAGACAGAGACUCAGAUCCAGAUCAUCACGAUAAGACUUCACACUCCUCUGAGCUGGAAACAAAAGCCGGUGAUGACUGGAAGAAGAGCAGUGGACCUCAGUCAGGUAAUCGUGGGUGUGAUCCAGGUGAGAAACCGUUCAGCUGCUCUGAGUGCGGGAAAAGAUUCAGCCGAAACAAAAUCAUGAAGACUCACAUGAGGAUCCACACUGGAGAGAAACCCUUCAGCUGCUCAGUCUGUCAGAAAACGUUUCAGCGGCGGGAAACGGCCGUGAUUCACAUGAGAGUCCACACUGGGGAGAAACCCUUCAGCUGCUCCGUGUGCGGGGCCAGGUUCAGUUCCCGCAGUAACCUGUCCCGACACGAGAGGAUGCACACUGCGGAGAAACCCUUCAGCUGCUCAGUCUGCGGGAAAAGAUUUGCACGAAAGACAUACCUGAGCACGCACCUGACGGUCCACACGGGGGAGAAACCCUUCAGCUGCUCAGUCUGCGGUAAGACUUUUUCCCAAAAGGGAAAUCUGAAGCAACACCUGUUCGUCCACUCGGAGGAGACAGCCUUAAAGGCCAACUCACACCGGAGGCGUACGUGCUGCGUAACGGCUGCGCCGCGGUCACCUUAGCAAAUAGAAGUCAGUCUAGUCA
This is a messenger RNA of Larimichthys crocea (large yellow croaker), 2786 nucleotides long. Its product is annotated as zinc finger protein 665-like. Gene Ontology annotation, molecular function: DNA-binding transcription factor activity, RNA polymerase II-specific; RNA polymerase II cis-regulatory region sequence-specific DNA binding. The transcript is spliced from 4 exons. The record is from RefSeq and is a predicted model, not a curated record. The coding region runs from base 308 to 2764 and encodes 818 amino acids. Gene Ontology annotation, biological process: regulation of transcription by RNA polymerase II. Lineage: Eukaryota; Metazoa; Chordata; Actinopteri; Sciaenidae.